CGCAUUAGCCCAUAAUAGCGCUGGCAAUUGGCACUUGGCAGACCAUAAAAUUGACUUAUUAAUCUACAGGUUAAAUUAAAUUAAGCCAAGAAAGUAAGGUACAUUUGACAGAUCUAUCCAAAGAUGUCAAGCUAAUGACAAUUUUUUUUAAUUUUCUAGUCUGUGUUAAUUCCUAUGAGUAAGAGUACAUAAAUAGGUUGUCAUUUUUAAAAAUUGUAAAGUUUAUUAAAUAAAUAACUAUGUUGUUAAAGUUUAGACCAUAUUUAAGGAGACUUUUACGAAUCAAAUUACAAUAUAAACCCCUAUUUCCUACAAAAUUUUGUAGAAUACUAACUCUAAGAACAGGCUUGCCGUGCACUGUUGGAUUCUCUAUUUUAACGUUGAUUGGAUUAGAGAAGAAACUGAAUGCAGAAGAUGAAUUAAUCAUAAUGAUAAAACAUAGUUUACUUUUUAUGCAAAGAAAUGAGUAUGACAAAGCUGAGCAGUUACUUCAUGUUGCAUUAAGGCAAGCACAACAAAUGCAUCAUGAUUUAGGAGUCACUUACAUAUAUGAUUUAAUGGCUAAUUUGGCCCUGCAAAGGGAACGUCUAGAACAGGCAAAGAAGUUAUUUGUAUCUGUUGCUCAAAGAUUGAUUUCAAGUGGUGUCCCUCAAGAUGAUUUACGUAUUGUUCAAGUCAGCGUUAAACUAGCAAGAGUAAGCCACUUGCAAAAGGAAUAUGAGACAGCACAACUCGGUUUUGAUUGGUGUUUGGAAAGAAUAAAUAAUGAAUACUUAAGAAAUCCUUCCGAUGAAAUAAAGAAACUCUUAGCAAUGACUGAGGAUUGGUAUGGAAGAUUAUUUGUUGAAUGUAAAAAAUAUGAGAAUGGGUUUAAUUAUAUGCUUAGUGCAUAUAAUAAAAUGAAGGAACUAAGCGAUGUUGAUCCUGAACAUAUUGCAGUGCAACUGAAUGACAUAGGUACAGUUUGCGAUCAAAUGGAUCGUGUGGAUGAUUGUAUACUAUAUGUAUCGAAGGCACUAGACCUUGGAAAAACACUUCCAGAUAUGGAAGACCUAGGAGCUAUUUAUGUUAAUUUGGGACGAGCUUACAUGAAGAAAAGAAUGGUAGAUAGUGCUCGUCAGUAUUGUGGGUAUGGCUUAAGAUUAGCCAUAUUAAAUAAAAAUAAUGACAUUAAACAUGAAGCAGCAGAAUGUAUUGCUGAAAUCAAAAAUAUUGUAGUAUGAGUGUAAAUAAAUAUGUAGGUUUAUGAAUCAAUAAUAUAUUUAUCUGUUAAA
This is a messenger RNA of Pieris napi, 1274 nucleotides long. It is a transcript of the gene Ttc19, whose product is annotated as tetratricopeptide repeat protein 19 homolog, mitochondrial. Lineage: Eukaryota; Metazoa; Arthropoda; Insecta; Lepidoptera; Pieridae. Gene Ontology annotation, cellular component: mitochondrial inner membrane. The record is from RefSeq and is a predicted model, not a curated record. Gene Ontology annotation, molecular function: protein binding. The transcript has a single exon. The coding region runs from base 240 to 1223 and encodes 327 amino acids. Gene Ontology annotation, biological process: mitochondrial respiratory chain complex III assembly.